CCAGCGCUCUGUGAUACUGGAAUUCGCAGGUCACUGACCGCGAGAAUAGUGCAUGGGUCUGCGCUGAGGCACGCAGACCUGCUGCCCGCGGAGAGCAGCAUGAACUUCAGCUUUGUGGGCACUGAGCCAGAACCCGCAGACUCGUGGUGUCCGGGGGCAGCGAUGAGACUGGGUCGGUGGCCGUAGGCUGUGACUACUGAGCAACACACACAAAAUGUUGGAAGAACUCAGCAGGCCGGGCAGCAUCUAUGGAAAAGAGUAAAGAGUCGGCGUUUCGGGCCGAGACCCUUCAUCGGAACCCGUCUCGACCCGAGACGUCAACUGUUUUCUCUUUUCCAUAGACGCUGCCUGGCCCGCUGGGUUCCUGUGUGCGUUGCUUGGACUUCCAGCGUCUGCAGAUUUUCUCUUGCCUGACCCUACUGAGCCUGGAGGGGUCAGGGGGCCGGGCCGGGCCGCGCCGAGGAGGCCAGACGCACCGACCCCAGAGCCUGGAUCACAGGCCGCGAGCUGGACAAGACCCUCCGACCCCCGGUCACUAAGCAGCAAAGCGAUGUAGCUAUUGGUUAGUGGCGACAGGAAGUGGGCUUUGGUUGGCUGUUGCCCCUCGUUACCGGCGCAACCUGUAGACUCACCGGAAAUUUGCGGCGGUGGCGGCGGCGGCGGCAGCCGGGCCGGGGGCCGGAGUCAGAGUCGGCGGCGGCAUGGACAGUCACUGUUCAAGGAGGCAUGCAGACCAAAUGAAAAGAGACAAAGGGAGGUCAGAGGAAUGGAGUGAGGUACUUGCUGCAAAUAGAGCUGACCAAAAUGUUUUAAUGAACUUUGAUGAAAAACAUGAUAGAUAUCUGAUACUACUUCAGUACAGGAACAGGAUAUUGAAAAAGCUGAAGGCAAAAAGUCCUAAACAAAUCCAACUGGAGCGUUUGGAACAAGGGUUUUCCAUCUAUGUAAAUGGUGCCAACUCUGAACUAAAACAGCAACCAAGAUAUGAAGCAGCUUCAAGAUCAGUAUGGACAGCUGCUGAUGUCCUUUUGAAGCCGGUGCAGCAGUGGAAGGUUGAAGAUGUCCUCGACCUCUGCAGCCAGUUGGACGACCCCAGUUUUUUCUGUACCUUCCCAGAUUCUGCUUCAAGAUCGACUUCCAAUGCCGAAGAGCUGCAAGAGAGAGAAACGCUGAAACGUCGAACCCAAACGGCGCCAGACAAAGUUCAGCGAAAAGGUUGGGUACAGUCUUCGGUCCAUAUUAAAACCGAGAAAGGUGUGCAGUUGCACCUUGGUCCACUUGUCGAUUACUCUAAUGAUUUUGAACCUUAUGAAAGUGUUAACAUGGAUACGCAGGAGCUACUGUGUGAUUGCUCUCAGAAUCUCAGUGAUAAAUCAUCCAAGCACAGAGGCGACUCCUGUGCCUUUUCAGAGUCCUCCUUCAUAAAGCCAUCAAGGACAUCAGAAACCUGCUGUUGUGGUGGCAAUGAAAAAAUACUACUGAAUGUGCAAGAUAUUAAGCUAUUGAGAAGAAGCCUGCAGCCAAAUGGUGACCUUCAGCUUAAUGAGGAGAAGAGCGUUGGCAGCGAGGACUCCGAUUCACUGGAGGAUGAUAUUGUAGAGGAGAUUGAAACUCAAGGUUCAGCCGAGAGUUUGAAAGAUAUACGGCUGAAUAAAGAACUGAAACACAGCAGUGUACAAUCUGGAGAUCUGAUUGUACUUGAUUUUGGGCCUAGUACGAAAAGCAGACAAAAAGAGCAACUUCUAGCAGUAAGGCGAAAAGAUGAUGUUGCAUCCUACAUUCCUUUGAAACCUCUUCUAGUGAAAAGUAAAUCUUUUGACCGGUCUGCCAGUCCUGCUUCUAACCAACAAACAAAGCAAGAGUUCCACCAGGAAAGGGUACAUUCUGCUGCAAGAAGGAAUACAUGCCAUAGCAAGGAUCCAGAAUUAUCUGCUUCAGUCGUCUUCCAAGCAAUGCAGAAAGAAAAUGAAGAUGUGCUGAAAAUAAAAGAAAAACAGAGCACAGUAAUAAAAACACCGACGUGUUGGCAAUCACAUUCCCCAGAUGCAGCCAUGAAUGGCAGAUUGCAGUGUUCAUCAGUGAAGCAUGAUAUGAUCAAUAGAGCUAUUGAACGAAUCAGUCUCUUGGAACCCAGGCAACAAAAGAAGCUUCGAAAAGUACUGGAGCGAAUAGAUGAUCCUUUGAAUGACAGACCCAGUAACAAUACUUUAAUAGCUCGAAAUUCAUUCAAUACUGAGACUCACCAGCGUGUUGGAGUAUCUGACGGGCAAUCAGCAAAGGAUAUAAUUUAUGUCUCGAUGGAAAUUUUGUCAAACUGGGGCAAUGAUCACAAAGUAGGCUUAACAGAAGUGCAGUUUUUUGACCUAAAACAACAGAAGAUUUCUGUUUCGCCUCAUGACGUUGAUGUCAGAAAUGCAUUUUGUCCUGGAAAUUUGGACUCUUUAGUAAAUGGAAGGACAAAGACUACAAAAGAUCGUCAUAUGUGGACCUGUUCUUUCCACCCACCAGUUCAAUUAUACUUUGUUCUACGAAACACUAACAAAUCAUGUCACUUUGGUAUUUCUAAAAUCAAGAUUUGGAAUUAUAACAGAAGCCUCAAUGAUCUUGAUGUUGGGGUGAAAAGUGUAAGGAUUUAUAUGGAUGGUAAUCUGGUACAUGAAGGUGAGCUGGAAAAAGGCUGUGGAAACCAGGUGUUUGACUACAGUACGAUCAUUGAUCUGAGGCCGAGCAAAAGUGGAUUUUAUAUGUCCAAUGGGAGUGAUAUGGAAGAAGAAAUUGAUAGUUUGGAAAGGGAACAUUGUGUUCCAUCUCCAGAACAAGCAAGUACCUCAGGCUUUUUAAAUUCAGUGCUAAAUAAUAAGAGAAGCAUUGGGAGUGAUACAGAAGAACAAAUUAAAGAAGUUGGGAACUCAAAAAGAAACUCUGUCUUUUGGUUGCCACACCAAGCAAGUUGCUCAGUUUUAAAUUCAAGUUUUGACAGUGAUAAAAACAUGUUAAAUUAUUCAUUUGGCUCACCAAAGAGUAAGAUUUCUGCCUUGGAAGGAGACAUGACUUUAAUAACUCCUGUGUCACUUGAGGAGUCACUUUUAAGGAUAAAUAUUUCAGAAGACAGUAAGCAACUGGAAGAGGUUUAUUCUGUUGAAUCCCUGGACCCAGAAUAUCAGCAGGAAAAGCCAACUGGAAAGAAAAUAGCAGAAAUGUCGUCAGUUUCAAAAAUGCCACUGUGGUUAAAAUCACCAGACGAAGAAAAGCCCCAGGAAAGUAAGUUGAAGAAGCCCCCAUGGCUGAGUGAUGAAGUGCAUGUAGAUCUAAAAAUGAACAAUUCAAAUAAAAUCAAUGAUACCAGUUGGCCUGAUUUGUUUGAUCUUGCUCAAAGUCACAAAGAUGCUGUUGAUACAACAAACAAGAUCUUAAACUGCAAUAGAAAAGAAUUAUUUGACCCUUGUGAGGAGGGCAAAAUGCACACUGACAGAAGUGAAUUGGACUUUAUGGACAAUCUUGAGGAAAGCGACUUUUGUGUUCACUCACUAGAGGAAGAGAGUCCUAGAAGUGAUGGAAUCAUUGGUGGAAGGCGAAGUUCUUUGAAGAGGCCAAGAAAUACAGAAUUGCUUCAUAUGAUUGAUGUUGAUGAGUUGCUUCAAAUGGAUUGCCAGAAGCCUUCAAAGUCUGUGGGGUCCACAAGAGCCAAGUGGCGAAAUGAACAGGAUGACACCCUAAUGGAAUCGUGGGAUUCUUUAUUACAGUUCAACAAGUCACAACGAGGUCGUUUAGCAAACAUGGAUUUCGAAGGAGACAUAUUUGAUGAAUUCUUGCAGGAACAAAGAAUUGGAAGAGAAUCAAGACUUAAAUCCUUGCACCAGGAAACAAUACAGGAACUCAAAGAGAAGAAAGAAGAACAUGCAACUGAUCCUGAAAGAGAUGACGAUGGAAGUGAUUUUGAAAUUCCUGUUUUACCAUGUGGCAGUCACUUGACAAUUAACAUUAUAUCUACUUGGGGUGAUCGACAUUACGUUGGACUUAAUGGGAUUGAAAUAUUUAGUUCAACUGGAGAACCUGUAAAAAUAGCACAAAUCAAAGCAAAUCCAGCAGAUAUUAACAUUUUGCCUGCUUAUGGGAAAGAUCCUCGGGUAGUUUCAAAUUUGAUUAAUGGUAUAAACAGGACACAAGAUGAUAUGCAUCUCUGGCUAGCACCUUUCACGCCAGAAAGGCCACAUUUUAUCUAUAUUGACUUUGAAAAUUCCUGUCACAUAGCUAUGAUUCGAAUUUGGAAUUACAACAAAUCAAGAAUACAUUCUUUCCGUGGCGUUAAAGAUGUAGAAAUCUCAUUAAAUGGGAAGUUCAUUUUUAAAGGAGAAAUAGCCAAGGCAUCAGGAACAUUAAGUGGAGCUUUGGAGCAGUUUGGUGAUACGAUACUGUUUACUACAGACGAUGACAUUCUGGAUGCAAUGUCCCAGUAUGAUGAAACAUUUAUGGCUGGUAUUGAUUAUACUCUGCCACGUACAUUUGAGGAAGAGCUCAAUAGACCUGGUACUGCAAACGAUGGAGAGGAGAGACCAUUCACACAAGCUGGCUUUAGGGCAGAAGAUAAGCAGGAGGAGGAACAAUCGUUCUUAUUGUCGGUUGGACUAGCCAGUCAGGUACUUGGUGAAUAUACAGGGAAAGCUGUACAGCUAAAUUUCACAGCUACGUGGGGAGAUUCCCACUACCUUGGAUUGACUGGACUGGAAGUUAUAGGCAAAGAUGGGCAAGCACUACCUGUCACAAUGGACAUUAUUGAAGCAAAGCCAAGAGAUCUGAACGAACUGCCAGAAUAUGAUGAAGACAGUAGGACAUUGGACAAGCUGAUAGAUGGGGUUAAUAUCACUACAGAAGAUGAACAUAUGUGGCUGGUUCCUUUCACGAAUGGAGAGAAUCACAUUCUCACAAUCAACUUCAAUCAGCAACAACACAUCGUUGGAUUUCGCUUUUGGAACUACAACAAAUCCCCAGAGGAUACAUACAGAGGGGCAAAGGUAGUUCACAUUACACUUGACGGAUACACUAUUUCACCACCAGAAGGCUUCCUCAUUCGGAAAGGUCCAGGCAAGUGUCAUUUUGACUUUGCUCAGGAAAUUCUCUUCAUCGAUUACCUCCAGAAGAACAAUGAAGCAGCACCAAAGCAGCAAAUUGGGAACCAUGCGAAGAAGAUGAAACAGGCUAGUAUGGACUAUGAAGCUCCACUCAUGCCAUGUGGCUUUAUUUUUCAGCUUCAGUUGCUGACUACAUGGGGAGAUCCCUAUUACAUUGGUCUGAAUGGACUGGAACUCUAUGAUGACAACGGUGAAAAGAUUAUACUGACAGAGAAUAAUAUUGCUGCUUUUCCGGACAGUGUGAAUGUUUUAGAAAGUGUCUCAGGAGAUGUCAGAACCCCAGACAAACUAAUUGAUGGAGUAAAUGACACCAAUGAUGGCAGGCACAUGUGGUUAGCCCCUAUUCUUCCUAAUUUGGUGAAUCAGGUCUACAUAAUCUUUGAUCGCCCAAUGGUUGUAUCAAUGAUUAAGCUCUGGAAUUAUUCAAAAACCCCUCAAAGAGGAGUAAAAGAGUUUGGGCUGCUUGUUGAUGAUUUAUUAGUCUACAAUGGGAUUCUGGAUAUGGUGAGUCAGGUGGCCCGCGGUAUCCUUCCAACCUGUGAGCCUGUUAUUCCAUAUCAUACCAUUCUUUUCACCCAUGAUGAGAAGAUUGCACAGAGAGAGAGAAAUACAGUCAUAAGCAACCAAGUGGAAGAUCAGGAUGUGAAAUUGACUAAUGAGCAUCAAAUUAUUCAUCGAUCCAAGAAGAAGCAAGCUGCUGACCCAGCUUUGCGACCGAAUACAUGCAUUACAGACAAGGGAUCUACGAGAAGAAGAUUUUGAUAAAAAUCUCAGUGAGGUGAAUUGUCUUGAAGUAUCUAGUUAUUUCCUUGAUUAGAAUUUGUAUAACACUCGCUGUUAAUAACUGAAACACAGCAAGAAUGACAAGAAAUCUUCAAAGUUGGACCAUACUGAGCACACUUAAUGACUGAUUACCUAAUAUUGAGUUAAAGAUUAACAUGCAUGAAUUGUUCCUCACUAUUUAAAUAUUGCUUUUUGGUUUCUUUGGAGAAGUGAGAAUGCUAUCAUCCCGUAUUGAGAUAUAUUUCUUGUGAGUCAAAUGUAGCAUGGCCAAAUGUAGCAUUGAGAAAACUAUUUACUCAGUGCCAUAAUGUGCCUUCAUCUUGAGCAGCGUUUACAAUACCAAUCUCACCAAUAUUGUGUGCCAAUUAAGCUGUACCAUUAAUCAACUGAAUUGAUGCUAUAACAAAGUGAGUAUUGCCUCAAAACUUUUAAAAUUUGGUACUAUGAUGCCAUCGAUAUGCCCAUCAAAAUUGAAUAUUUGUCCACCUCUGUUAAGUAGAUAGAUGUAAAUAGUAUAUUUCUGAACCUGACAUGUAUGUGUAAAGAAUUGUUCAAACACUUGUAUUGUAACCAAAUUCAGCUGAGGAGUUCUCAUUCUGAAAUAUGUAGUUUACAAACACCUUGGAUAUAUAUUAAAUGCAUUUUAUUCUAAGAUCUAGCACUUGUUAAGGUACAGGAAUGUUUUUUAUUAAAUAUGUUCCUGCCUUUAGAAUAUCUGUUAUUAUCAUUCGAGUAGUAUUAUUUAUCUUGCAUCGAUACUAAAUGGCCUUGAAGCAUCUACUUAAGCAGUGUACAUUCCUAUUUUAUGAACUUAAGUUUAUAGUAGUUUAAUAAUAGGUUAUUAAGAGUGGGAAGUAUAAAAUGUUAUAUGUAUUUAUUAAGAAUUCUGUCCAAAUGGCUUCAUCUCAUAUUGAGAACUCUUAUUUGUUAACAUCUCACUACAAAAGAUGAGUAUUGUAAAGUAUGAUUAUUUUAAAAAGCUAGAUACAAUACAUACGAUAGAUUAUAUUGCACAUACCUGAUGUUUUUGUCUUUUGAACCCUGACGGUGUUUGUAACAAUUUAAAAUACGCACUAUAUUGAUUUUCUAGUCAGACCUACAUCAAACUUUAUCCCCUUUCAUUUACUAAUUGUACAUAAAUUUUCAUCGUGUAAAGAAACUGUAUACUAAAGAAAAUUCUAAUUUUAAAAUUUAAUGAAAAGUUUAUAAUAUAGUUUUGCAGUUUUAAAUAAAACGUUCUAA
Messenger RNA from Mobula hypostoma (lesser devil ray), 7154 nucleotides. RefSeq names its product katanin-interacting protein. The record is from RefSeq and is a predicted model, not a curated record. NCBI's taxonomy places the organism in Eukaryota, Metazoa, Chordata, Chondrichthyes, Myliobatiformes, Myliobatidae. The coding region runs from base 702 to 5891 and encodes 1729 amino acids. The transcript has 29 exons.